AUGUCUGCAUUAUGGGAUGAGUGGGGUGUAAGACAUCCGGUGACAAUCUUACAGCUGGAACAAGUUCAAGUGGUACAAAUUAAAGAAAAUCAAAAAAAUAUUAAACCACCUUUAGUAGCAGUCCAAGUUGGUUGUUCUGAAGGAAAGAAUCGAUUUAAGAAACCAUUAUUAGGUCAUUUCGAUAGUGCGGGAGUUAACCCAAAAGCAAAAUUAUUAGAAUUUCAUAUUACUCCUGAUGCUGUUGUACCCGUUGGAACAGAGAUAAGGGCAGCUCAUUUUGUACCAGGACAAUACGUGGAUGUAACAGCUCCAUCAAUUGGUAAAGGUUUUGCGGGUGUAAUGAAAAGAUGGAAUUUUAAAGGAUUGCCAGCUUCACAUGGUACUUCGUUAGCUCAUCGUUCUGCUGGUUCAACUGGUCAAAAUCAGGAUCCAGGAAGGGUUUUUAAAGGCAAAAAGAUGGCUGGUAGACUUGGAGGUCAAAGUGCGACAGUUUUAAAUUUGAAAGUUCUUAAGAUUGAUAAUGUUUUGAAUCUCAUUUAUAUCAAAGGUUCUGUUCCUGGCUUUGAUAAUCAAUUCGUAAGAAUAAGAGAUGCCAUAAAGAAACAUGGAAAAAAAUGUUUUCCGUCGGAUUGUAUUCCACCACCUUUUCCUACUAUAAUUCCCGAAAUUGUACAAACCAUGCCAAGAGAAUUAAUGGCUAAAACUGGUGGGGUUGACCCCUUCAUACCCAGGGAAGUUUAA
Funneliformis geosporum is the source of this 741-nucleotide messenger RNA. Lineage: Eukaryota; Fungi; Glomeromycota; Glomeromycetes; Glomerales; Glomeraceae. The record is from the annotation of a GenBank genome assembly.